AUGGGCAGGUCCGCCCGGGAAGUAUCGCUCAGCUUUGGUGCGGCGCGGGAUAGUUCACACUCGCGGACGAAGGCACAAUGGCCAAAUACGUCAUAUUCGGUGAGGUCGACUAAUGCCCACGGCAGAUUAGAGCACGCCGUACGCCACCAAUUUGCGACGCCGUUGUCGCACAAUAGCAUCAAUCAGGAGCGGUGGCUACCGAUCGAUUUCCAUCUCAGCAGCAUUAUGCUGGCAAAAUGGGAUCGCGUCCGUCUUCGGAUAUGGUUAGGAGCGGGUGGGCCGUCUAAUCCGCGGCCGGUGCCA
Molecule: messenger RNA, 303 nt
Organism: Iphiclides podalirius (scarce swallowtail)
Lineage: Eukaryota; Metazoa; Arthropoda; Insecta; Lepidoptera; Papilionidae
Source: the annotation of a GenBank genome assembly